GACAACCAGGAAUGUUUUCCCAACGCAGACUAUGAGUCAACGCCGCUAUUUCUCCACACCUACACCAAAUACCAGGCUAUGCCAUUGACCCUCAUUGUCUUUCAAGGAUGAACAGGUAAUGGCACACGACCAUCCAGGCGGCCAUGCGAUUCCUCACGCGGACUCCUACGCCUUUAACAACCUUCGCGACACGAACAGCAAUUCAGAUUCAGCGAAGUCCAGUCAAUAGAUUCAACCUCCGAUGGUAUACUUCGGCGAAAGUCGAAUACCAUGGCCCAAGUCCACGGGUCGCCAUUAUAGGCUCCGGCCCUGCCGGCUUCUACACGGCUCAGAAGUUGAUGCGUGAGGUUCAAGGCACAAAGGUGGAUAUGUAUGAGCAGUUGCCUGUGCCAUUUGGUCUUGUUCGCUUUGGAGUUGCUCCAGACCAUCCUGAAGUCAAGAACUGUCAAGACACCUUCCAAGAUGUCGCCUCCUCUCCCGACUACACCUUCAUCGGCAACGUCCACCUCGGUACUGAUUUCCCCCUCCGCCUCCUCUCCAACCAUUACGACGCCAUUGUAUUCGCCUAUGGUGCAUCCAAAGACCGCAAGAUCGGACUCGAAGGAGAAGACAAUCCACACAUCUACUCCGCCCGGGCCUUUGUCGGCUGGUACAACGGUCUUCCUGAAUAUCGCGACCUAAACCCGGAUCUCCAAGCCGGCGAAACCGCCAUUGUCGUCGGACAAGGAAACGUCGCUUUAGACGUGGCCCGCACGCUGCUGAGCAAAACAGAACUCCUCUCAAAAACCGACAUCACCGACCACGCAUUACAAGCAUUAUCACAAUCUAAAAUCAAACACGUGCAUGUCGUUGGGCGACGAGGACCGUUACAAGCGGCAUUCACGAUUAAAGAAGUUCGAGAACUUCUCCAUCUCGAAGACAUCAAUUUCACACCUAUCCCUCGCGAUCUCUUCCCACCGGAUCUUACGGCCCUUCCUCGUCCGAAACGACGAAUCAUGGAACUUCUCAUCAAGGGUAGUCCUGUGAAGAAGGAUGCGACGAAAUCAUGGUCGUUGGAUUUUUUGCUGGCUCCGAAACAACUGGAGUGGUCAAUAUUGGAAGGGGGUGAGAAAUCGACAUUAUCGGGCGUGACGUUCUCACGGACGAAAUUGGCCGAUCCGGAUUCACCGAGGUCUCCGGUGGCGACGAUGGAUGAAACACAUACGAUUCCGACGACGACGUUGUUUCGAUCGAUUGGAUAUAAAGCAGAGGCAAUUCCAGGCAUGGAAGAGCUAGGUGCCAGUUUUGAUGAGAGUAAAGGCACAAUUAGCCAUGAUGGAACGGGUCGGAUCGGACCUAUCACUUCUAAUUCAUCAUCUUCCUCUAGUGAAACGAGCCCCCCCUCGCCACGACUCUACUGUUCUGGCUGGGUAAAGCGAGGUCCAACAGGUGUGAUUGCAUCAACAAUGAGCGAUGCAUUCCAAACAGCCGAGGCGAUAGUCGAAGACUGGAAAUCGGCGGCAGCGUCGCCGACCCCAUCAGCGACAACUAGUCCUAAGCGACUCGGCUGGGAAGGCGUCCUUCAAGAUGCCAAAACCUUGAACUUGACCCCUCGACCUGUCUAUUGGGAUAAUUGGCGACAAAUUGAUGAUGUUGAGAAGAAAACUGGACAUAUCAAGGGGAAGCCAAGAGAGAAAUUCACUCAUGUUCAAGAUAUGUUGGAGGCAUCGGGGAAGUAAGAGAUGGUUGACGACAUGAGAUAAAACUCGCCUCUUGUAUAAAUUCCAUGUACCAUUAUUCACAUAUAGAUCAUAAGAAGAUGGACACUGUCCGCAAUUUACAAAGUGG
This is a messenger RNA of Exophiala mesophila, 1827 nucleotides long. RefSeq lists its product as uncharacterized. Gene Ontology annotation, biological process: ubiquinone biosynthetic process. The coding region runs from base 144 to 1718 and encodes 524 amino acids. Gene Ontology annotation, cellular component: mitochondrion. The transcript is spliced from 2 exons. Lineage: Eukaryota; Fungi; Ascomycota; Eurotiomycetes; Chaetothyriales; Herpotrichiellaceae. The record is from RefSeq and is a predicted model, not a curated record.